Messenger RNA from Centruroides sculpturatus (bark scorpion), 3033 nucleotides. RefSeq names its product atrial natriuretic peptide receptor 1-like. Gene Ontology annotation, cellular component: membrane. The record is from RefSeq and is a predicted model, not a curated record. Gene Ontology annotation, molecular function: protein kinase activity; ATP binding; guanylate cyclase activity. Gene Ontology annotation, biological process: protein phosphorylation; intracellular signal transduction; receptor guanylyl cyclase signaling pathway. NCBI's taxonomy places the organism in Eukaryota, Metazoa, Arthropoda, Arachnida, Scorpiones, Buthidae. The transcript is spliced from 21 exons. The coding region runs from base 1 to 3033 and encodes 1010 amino acids.
AUGUAUCUAACAACUGUGACUCUCUUAUCCAUUACCAUCUCUUCUGUAGGCUCACAAUACAUAUACGAAGCCCGAAUUGUUAGCAUUUUCGUUUCAGAACCCGAACUUCCUCUUUCUCUGGACGUGGUGCAACUAGUAAUCGAAACGGCCGGAAAAGAUGCUAACAGAAGAUUUCCUAAUAUCAAAUUUGAUAUAGUGUUCAGAAACAAUAGUUCUCGUUGCACCGCUAACUAUGCUGGGGUAUUCGCUGCCGAAGAAUACUAUUUACGAAAGGUGACCGCCUUCGUUGGCCCCGCUUGCAGUUUGGCUUUGGAUCCAGUUGGAAGAAUGGCUUCGUAUUGGAAUAUUCCCAUCUACACCGCUGGUGGCAUAGAUGUAGCUUUUUCUGACAAAGAUGUGUUUUCUACUCUAACCAGGAUGACAUUUUCUUUAGACCGAGCGGCGGAGUGGUUCUCUUUGAUCCUAGAACGAUUCGAUUGGCAUCAUGUAUACAUCAUGAUGGACGAAUCGGAUCUUAGUAACACUUUGAUCAAGACUAGUGUUUUAAAGAUUCUGAAGUACAAACCAGGAAUUUUUUUAACAGUUAAAGAAUAUACAAGCGAUAAUUCCAAUAUCGGCGAUCUCCUGAGAGAGGGUAGCAAGGAAGCCAGAGUCUUCCUUAUCAUCACUGGGGGAGAUUCGCUUCGUAAUAUUUUGCUGAAAGCUUUUGAUCUGGGUAUGGCCAAUGGCGAAUACGUCUUCUUUACGUACGAACUGUUAAAGAACAACCUGAAGAAGGGUGACUUCUCUUGGUACAGAAGAGGCGACACAAGAAAUAAGGAUGCUCGGAAGAUAUACGAGGCCUUGAUGAUCAUAUCCAUUAGAGUUCCUACUAGCUUGCAAUACACUUCAUUUGUUAGUAAUAUCAUUCAAGCUUCAAAAUCGAAUCCUGAAAAGUAUAAAAAUCCAAUCGAUGAAGAUAUGAUGAAUCCGAUAGUGGCUGCAUUUUAUGACUGCGUUAUGAUGUACGCUUGGGUCUUAAACAAGACACUAGAAGAAGGGGAAGAUCCUGCUGAUGGGUAUACAAUGGUUCGCCGAUUGUGGAAUUCAACUUUUGUUGGAGGUCUGACAGGUGACAUAUAUAUCAACGAAAACGGCGACAGAGAAGCGGAUUAUACUCUUAACGAUCUGGAUCCUGAAACAGGAAUAAUGAUGCCUGUAGCAACAUAUUUUGGUGCUAGAAGAAAAUACGAAAUGUUAAGGGGCAUCAGGAUUCACUGGCCAGGAAAUAUCAUCGGAUCACCUCCCGAUGUGCCCGAAUGCGGUUUUUUAGGAAACGCUCCCCAAUGCCAACCAGAAAAUGCAAAAUUUCCGUUGUGGAUAAUCGUCUUUCUAGCAUGUAGCAUCCUGAUAUUUGUUGCCAGUGGAAUAUUUUUGUACAGAAAAAUGGUUUUGGAGAACGAUUUGACGGAUCAAUGGUGGAAAAUUCAUUGGGAGGACGUAAUAUUUCCAGAGAAUUUAAUGCGAAAAUCUAUGGCCAGUUUACGUUUCAGCGACGAUGGCGUUUCAAGUAAUUCAACGAGGCCCUCUACUUCUCUGAGCAUAUUUCACGAAAUGGCAGCUAGUGGUAUGAAGCUUGGACUGUAUAAAGGUAUUAAGGUUGCAAUUAAGAUGUUGGAUAUCAAGAGAUUGCAUAUUAAUAGAGCAGUAUUGAUGGAUUUGAAGCAGGAUAUGUUAGCUAAUGAUGCAAUGAACAUGGAUUGGAUAUGCCGCUACUCUAUAAUAACAGACAUUGUUGAGGGAAUGACAUUUCUACAUAACAGUGAUUUUCAAUUUCAUGGUAAAUUGAAAUCCAGUAAUUGUCUCAUCGAUGGAAGAUUUAUGGUUAAACUUUCUGAAUUUGGGAUGGUAUCUCUAUACAGCCAAAUUCAUUCAGAAGUAAUUAAUCCAAGAAGUUACUUUUGGACUGCACCAGAACACCUGAGGGAUAAAAACUAUAAAGCUUCCAAAAAAGGGGAUGUUUACAGCUUUGCUAUUAUUCUUCAAGAGGUAAUAACACGCAAUGGACCUUUCGAAUAUGGUGAUACACAGAACAAAUCGAGAAGAAUACUGGAACCUGAAGAAAUAUUAGAUAAAAUCAAAUUAGGAACCAUGCCACCGUACAGACCCGAGAUGGAUCCUAGUGAUUGUCAACCCGAUCUCGUUAAACUGAUUAAAUUAUGCUGGGCAGAAAAUCCUGCAGAAAGACCUACUUUUCCGGAAAUUAAAUCGAAAAUUAAAAAAAUUACAAAAGGAAUAUCAAGUCACAACUUUUUGGAUAAUUUAUUGUUGCGAAUGGAACAAUAUGCCAACAAUUUGGAGCAAUUAGUGGAGGAGAAAACUCAAUCUCUUUAUGACGAAAAGAAGAAAACGGAUGAAUUACUCUAUCAGCUUCUUCCAAAAUUCAUUGCUGAAGAACUUAAAAAAGGGAACCAUGUUAAGCCAGAAGUAUACGAUUCUGUUACCAUUUUCUUCAGUGAUAUUGUGGGAUUUACUUCUCUCUGUGCAGAGAGUACGCCUAUGCAAGUGGUAGAUCUCUUGAAUGAUCUUUACACCUGUUUUGAUGCCACAAUCGAUCUGUAUAACGUGUAUAAAGUGGAAACCAUCGGUGAUGCUUAUAUGGUUGCUUCUGGUCUUCCAAUAAAAAUUGGAGACGAACACGCUAGUGAAAUUGCCCGUAUGUCGUUAGCUCUAAUUCAGACAUUAAAAAACUUUAAAAUUAGACAUAAGCCCGAGAGGAAAAUGAAACUACGAAUAGGAGCCCAUUCAGGCCCGUGUGUUGCUGGAGUGGUGGGUUUAAAAAUGCCUAAAUACUGUUUAUUCGGUGAUACUGUCAACACUGCAUCCAGAAUGGAAUCUACAGGAGAAGCUUUGAAAAUCCAUAUAAGUGAACAUAUGAAAAAGAUUUUGGAUACUUUUGGAACAUUUCGAAUUUCGAAGAGGGGAGACAUUGAGAUAAAAGGUAAAGGAAUAAUGACAACGUACUGGUUAGAAGGAGAAAUUACACCUACAUGA